Messenger RNA from Caenorhabditis remanei, 1734 nucleotides. RefSeq lists its product as uncharacterized. Bases 1 to 1734 code for a protein of 577 amino acids. Gene Ontology annotation, cellular component: plasma membrane. Gene Ontology annotation, molecular function: choline:sodium symporter activity. The transcript is spliced from 9 exons. The record is from RefSeq and is a predicted model, not a curated record. NCBI's taxonomy places the organism in Eukaryota, Metazoa, Nematoda, Chromadorea, Rhabditida, Rhabditidae. Gene Ontology annotation, biological process: transmembrane transport; choline transport; acetylcholine biosynthetic process.
AUGGCCGACUUCUUGGGUAUCGUAGCCAUUGUUUUCUUCUAUGUGCUCAUUCUAGUCGUCGGUAUUUGGGCGGGUAGAAAAUCAAAGAGCACGAAAGAAUUGGAGUCAGAAGUAGGUGCACAGACGGAAGAAGUGAUGUUAGCGGGGAGAAACAUUGGAACUCUUGUUGGAAUAUUCACAAUGACAGCCACGUGGGUUGGUGGUGCAUAUAUCAAUGGAACUGCUGAAGCACUUUAUAAUGGAGGUCUACUUGGAUGUCAGGCACCAGUUGGAUACGCAAUCUCAUUGGUAAUGGGAGGAUUAUUGUUUGCAAAGAAAAUGAGAGAAGAGGGAUAUAUCACAAUGUUGGAUCCAUUCCAACACAAGUAUGGUCAACGGAUUGGUGGAUUGAUGUAUUUGCCAGCUCUCCUUGGAGAAACAUUUUGGACAGCAGCUAUUCUUUCGGCUCUUGGUGCAACCUUGUCUGUAAUUCUCGGAAUUGAUAUGAAUGCAUCAGUAACUCUCUCUGCUUGCAUCGCAGUAUUCUACACAUUUACUGGUGGAUACUAUGCAGUUGCAUACACUGACGUUGUCCAACUCUUUUGCAUUUUCGUCGGAUUGUGGGUUUGCGUGCCAGCUGCAAUGGUUCAUGAUGGUGCAAAGGAUAUAUCGAGAAAUGCUGGAGAUUGGAUUGGAGAGAUUGGAGGAUUCAAAGAAACGUCUCUUUGGAUUGAUUGUAUGCUUCUUCUUGUGUUCGGUGGUAUCCCAUGGCAAGUGUACUUUCAAAGAGUUCUCUCUUCAAAGACAGCUUCCGGUGCUCAAACUCUUUCGUUUGUCGCUGGUGUCGGAUGCAUUCUCAUGGCAAUUCCACCAGCAUUGAUUGGUGCAAUUGCAAGGAACACUGACUGGAGAAUGACUGAUUACUCCCCAUGGAAUAAUGGAACUAAAGUUGAAUCGAUUCCUCCGGACAAAAGAAACAUGGUGGUCCCCCUCGUCUUUCAAUAUCUCACACCUAGAUGGGUCGCUUUUAUUGGUCUCGGAGCAGUUUCAGCUGCUGUAAUGUCAUCUGCUGACUCCUCCGUUUUGUCUGCUGCAUCCAUGUUUGCUCACAAUAUUUGGAAACUGACAAUUCGUCCCCAUGCAUCUGAAAAAGAAGUGAUUAUUGUAAUGAGAAUAGCCAUCAUUUGUGUCGGAAUAAUGGCAACUAUAAUGGCUCUAACAAUUCAAUCAAUCUAUGGACUAUGGUAUCUCUGUGCUGAUUUGGUCUACGUUAUCCUUUUUCCUCAACUUCUUUGCGUUGUCUACAUGCCGAGAAGCAAUACAUACGGAUCAUUGGCUGGAUAUUUAGUUGGAUUAGUUCUUCGUUUAAUUGGAGGAGAACCACUCGUUUCAUUGCCAGCAUUCUUCCACUAUCCAAUGUAUACAGAUGGAGUUCAAUACUUUCCAUUUAGAACAACAGCAAUGCUUUCGUCUAUGGCAACUAUUUAUUUCGUAUCAGUUCAAUCGGAGAAGUUGUUCAAAUCAGGACGUUUGUCCCCGGAGUGGGACGUAAUGGGUUGUGUAGUUAAUAUUCCGAUAGAUCAUGUGCCCCUCCCUUCAGAUGUCUCGUUUGCCGUUAGUAGUGAAGCCUUGAAUAUAAAGACACCAAACGGAACACCGGCUCCGCCUCCACACCCGAACCUACAGCCGUCUGAUGAGAACACGUUAUUACAUCCUUACUCAGACCAACAUUAUUAUUCAACCUCUAGUAAUUAA